UGAUUUCAGGCAGCUGUAUUAAUUUUUCGUUAUGUUUGUUUCAUUAUUUGACUGACUACAAAACCAUACAAUAAGGAAGGACCAACCAAGAAGCUAGCUACAGGAACACCUUCAAUGGGAAAUGUGGAUGUGGAGCAUGGAGGAAAUCAUGAUUUCAUUCAAGAAACUGUUCAAACUAUUGUUGCUUCUAUUGAAGAACAGAAUCAUACCAACCGAGGACGUUCACCGUUCAUUCACAAGGUUCAUAGUUCUCUCCGGAAUCUCAGCGCAAGGUCUUUCAACCCGCGGGUGGUCUCUAUUGGACCUCUGCACAGAAAUAAAAUAAAUGUGCAUGCAUUUCAAGUGGAAAAAGCCACUUAUCUUAAAGCUCUAUUGAACCGUUUAGCUGAACUCAAGUUCCCACAAGACCAAAUACUGGGAGAAUGUGUGAAGAAGGUGAAGGAUUCAAUAGGCGAAAUCAAGGCAUGUUAUCAAGGAUUAGAUACCACCACGAUCAACGACCUUGAUUUUGUCAAAAUGAUGGUCAUGGAUGCUUGUUUCAUACUCGAAUUCGUUUACUCGUUUUCCGGAAAAAAGUUGCAAUUACAAGCCCAAUCUGUUAGUUACGACCUGGUGCUUCUAGAAAAUCAGAUCCCCUUCUUUGUUCUUAAUGACAUAUUUCAGUGCACUAUCUUCAAAAUAGAUCCAUGCGUCACUGUCAUUCAACUCAUUAGUGAACUUCUAGUUUUCGUCAACCUCUUCAAAACAAAGCUAAGGACCAGCCAUAUCUCCAUUGAUCCAAUGCCUCAUCACAUUCUUUCUAUUCUGCACAGAUGUUACGAGCCUCAAGAUAAUAUUGUAUCAGAAUUUUCAAACUCAGCAAUGCACUCAGUCGUUGAACUGGAUAGAGCAGGGGUGAACUUUAAGCCAAACAGCCAAGAUACAAAGUGGGCAAUGGCGAUGGAAGUGGAAUUCUACAGGUUCCCAUGGUAUUGGGAUAAGCCUACUCUCAGAAUGCCAGUAUUGAACAUUCAUCAUUUCACCGAGUCGGUUUUAAGGAACCUCAUUGCGUACGAGCAAUCGUCUGGAGAUCUCAAUUACAUUACAUCAUAUGCCAUGGCUAUGGAUAUGCUAGUGAACACUCAAGACGACAUUGCCAAGUUGGUACAGUCAAAAGUACUCGUCGCCAACAUGAGUUCGAACAGUGGCGGACGCAGAAAAAAAUAUUGUAGGGGGCACAAAAUUAACCAACAAAAUUAA
Cynara cardunculus var. scolymus (artichoke) is the source of this 1239-nucleotide messenger RNA. RefSeq names its product putative UPF0481 protein At3g02645. Lineage: Eukaryota; Viridiplantae; Streptophyta; Magnoliopsida; Asterales; Asteraceae. Bases 115 to 1239 code for a protein of 374 amino acids. The transcript is spliced from 2 exons. The record is from RefSeq and is a predicted model, not a curated record.